UUUUUCUUUCUCCUUGUACGUGUUCAUUCAAUCUUGUUAGUGGAGAAGCUGCUAGUGGCAAAUCACAACAAUUUCAACAUGCUGUGGCUCAUUGUGUUGCUUUAGGAUCAAAUAAAAAGCAAACGAAACUACAACAACAUCUCCAAUAUGCUCAAAUACUAAUCAAUCUUUGGACUUCAGCAAAAUCAACUGUACAUGAUAACGCUUCACGUUGCUUUCAAUAUAUUGAACUUUAUUAUUCUGAAAGGGGUCGCGUUAUAGGUGCUCAACAUUUACCCUAUUUUUUGGACAAAUCAAGGAUUACACAAGCUCCUCAAGAUGAACGCAACUUUCAUAUCUUUUAUGCAAUGUUGGCUGCUCCUUUGGAAGAAAAACAACGACUGGCAUUAUCUGGUGAUGGUUCAAAUAUGAUGUAUUUGGCUCAUACUUCUACUUUGCGUGCUGCUUCUAUUGAUGAUACUCAACUCUAUCAAAAUGCUCAACAAGCUUUCAAGAUUUUAGGGUUCUCUCGUCCUAUGAUUGUCCAAAUCUUUCAGAUAUUAGCCGCCAUUCUUCACCUAGGAAAUCUUAUUUUCUGUCAAGACCCUGUCAAUGCUCAAGAUGCUGCUGUUGUCAAGAAUAUGGAUACUCUCACCAUUAUAGCCGAUUUGUUGGGUGUGGAUUCAAAAUCUCUCUUGAACACAUUGACCUACAAAAGCAAACUCAUUAAACGCGAUAUUACUACUUUAUUCUUGGAUCCUAUCAUGGCUUCAAAACAACGCGAUGAUUUAGCUCAAUCCUUAUAUGUGGUGGUCUUUUCUUGGAUGGUCGAACAUAUCAAUACAAAGUUAUCGAAACAACAAAAAACAGCUCAUAGUUGGAUCGCUCUUUUGGAUGGUUGGGGACCCAAUAUUCGACUCUCUCAAUCAGCAACCUUGGAUGAUCUCACUGUGAAUUUCGUCAAUGAAGCUUUACAUCAAUCUAUGUUAGUUAAUAUUUUUGAGCGCGAUAUGAAAGAUUAUCAAGAUCAAGGAUUAACUUUACCAGCAAGUCAUCAAAUGGAAAAAUCGACCAACAACAACGCUGUCAUGGAUGCCUUUCAUCACCCUUCAAAAGGAAUCUUCUCUAUAUUGAAUACUCAAGCUGGUCGUGUACAACAACGGUCCAAAGAUGAUGUAGUGAUGGAUCAUUUUAUUAGUGCUAACAAAAGUAACGACACUGGUGUUCAAUUCAAAAAGGCGAAUCAUGCAAACUCAUUCACUAUUCAACAUUAUUGGGGGCCUGUCAAUUAUGAUCCAUCUGGUUUUACCGAACGAAAUGAAGAUUACCUUUGUAGCGACUUUGUGACCUUAUUCCGAGGAAAUGCAUACAAUACUCCAACAACCAAUGGGCUCUUGGCGACUGUAUUUAGUGAAUCUAGUAUUGGCGAUGAUGCAACCAAUAACAACCGCGUUCACAUUACUCAGCGUGGUGUUUUACCUCAACAUCGUACACCUAUCAUGACUGGUGGCCCACCAACCUUGUCAUCACCUUCUUCUCCCACCUGGGAUCACGUACCAACAAUGGGUGAUCAACUACUACUGGGUGUUCAACAACUUCAGCAAGUACUUCAAUCAACAGUUCCUUGGUUUGUUUUGUGUAUGCGACCUAAUGAUAUGAUGUUGGCUUAUUCCUGUGAUGCCCGGAAACUAACUAGUCAAACUAUUGCAUUCAAGUUAUCAGCUUUAGCCCAACGCCUCCAAGUUUAUUACAAUACGGUUUUUUCUUUACAAGACUUUUGGGAUCGGUAUUGUGUUUCUCUUCCAAUUACUACUGGUGCUCCUAUUGAUAAUACUUUGGCUCUACGAGAUCGUUGUAUUUCCAUCUUUCAGUCAUUACAAUGGAAUGAAUCUAAAGUAGGCGUUGGUCGCGAAAAGAUUUACUUAUCAAAUCAAGCUUUUUGUAUUUUGGAGUACGACUUGCGUGGAUUGGAAAAAGCUGAAUCUAAGAAGAAUAAAUCUUCUCCAACUGGUUUGUCACCAAUGCUUCGGCGGGAUAAUUAUGAUGGUUAUUCCUUUAAUGAAGAUCAAUAUUCCUCUGCAGUAUCUGAAGAUGCAUAUGAUAUGGAUGACAACAGUUCCCCGCAGAAUUAUGUGUCCGAUAUACAUUCUACACCAAUGAUGAUGAUGAUGAUGGAUGAAAAACAACAACGUCAACAACAUCAACAACAACAUAAAAGUCCCAAUGGUGGUUUAGCUGAUAUUAUACCGGAAGAUGAAGAUGUCCAUCGAAUGACUAGUGCUCGACGUAAAUGGCUGAUCCUAGUGUGGUUACUAACGUGGUGGGUGCCUUCUCCCUUUUUGAACUGGUGUGGUGGCAUGAAGCGAAAGGAUAUUCGGUUGGCUUGGCGUGAAAAGGUGACUCUAUGUAUUCUCAUAUUUCUGAUGUCUGCUUCAAUGGUGGUAUUCAUUAUCUUUUUCGGUCCAUUGAUUUGUCCUCAUCAAGAUGUCUUCUCCUCUAAUGAACUACAAGGCAAAUCUGACAAGGAUAGUGCAUAUGUGGCUAUACGUGGCGAAGUAUUUGAUCUUACCAAAUUUGCUCCUCAUCAUUGGGCAUCAGAAGUUAUUCCUGAAGACGCUAUUUUUGAUUAUGCUGGCAAGGAUGCUACCAAUCUUUUUCCACUUCAAGUAUCUGCUCUAUGUGAUGGGACGGAUGGUCAUGUCUCUGAAGAAGUGGUGUUGGAUUUCCAAGUCAAUUUGACAGACAAGAAUGCUGCUUAUCAUGAUUUCCGUUACUUUACAAAUGAUUAUCGCCCUGAUUGGUAUUUUGAACAGCUGGUGUAUAUGCGAAAAAAUUAUCGACUUGGUUUUAUGGGAUAUGAACCACGCGACAUCCUACGACAAGCAACAAACGUGGUGAAUGUAGGUGACAUUUCAACUCAUCGACAAUGGGCUAUUCUUCAUGGUGAUGUCUAUGAUCUGACUUACUAUCUUAUGGGCGGUCGUGUUCCUCGUGCGCCAAAAGGACAACCUCUGAGUGGGAACAUCAAUCUCAACUUUAUGGACAAUGGUAUUGUGGAACUCUUUCGACAAUUGGCGGGCACAGAUAUCUCAAAACAUUUUGACGCACUUCCCAUCGAUGAAGCGCUUCGCAGUCGUCAACUAGUCUGUCUACGCAAUUUAUUUUUUGUAGGCAAGGUCGAUACCCGGCGAUCCUUCCAAUGUCAAUUCUCUGAAUACUUUUUACUCAUUGUCACUGGAUUCCUUUGUGCGGUGAUUCUCUUCAAAUUUUUGGCAGCUCUUCAGUUAGGAACUCAACGUGAACCUGAAGAAUAUGACAAGUUUAUUGUAUGUCAAGUCCCAUGCUAUACAGAAAGCGAAGAAUCAUUACGGAAAACAAUUGAUUCCAUUGCUGUUUUACGGUAUGAUGAUAAGCGCAAAUUGAUUUUACUAGUCUGUGAUGGUAUGCUUAUUGGUAGUGGAAAUGAUCGACCGACGCCUCGUAUUGUUUUGGAUAUUUUAGGUGUAGAUCCUAAUGUCGAUCCUGAACCUCUUUCCUUUUUCUCGCUAGGUGAAGGUGCAAAACAACACAAUAUGGGAAAGAUCUACUCUGGACUGUAUGAAUGUGCUGGUCAUGUGGUGCCUUAUUUGGUGGUAGUCAAAGUAGGUGGUCCUGGUGAGCGACAGAAACCUGGUAAUCGAGGCAAACGUGAUUCUCAAAUGGUGCUUUUACGAUUUUUGAACAAGGUACAUUUUGAAUCUGCCAUGGCUCCUAUGGAAUUGGAAAUGUAUCAUCAAAUCAAGAACGUUAUUGGUGUGAAUCCUAGCUUUUAUGAAUUUGUGCUCAUGGUGGAUGCUGAUACUGAAGUUCUUCCUGACUCGUUAAAUCGGAUGGUUUCCUGUUUUGUACACGAUUCAAAGAUUGUGGGACUAUGUGGGGAAACAAAACUGGCAAAUGAAAAGGAUAGCUGGGUGACGAUGAUUCAGGUGUAUGAAUACUAUAUCUCUCAUUUCUUGGCCAAGGCAUUUGAAUCUUUGUUUGGAUCGGUGACUUGUCUUCCCGGAUGUUUUUGUAUGUAUCGUGUGCGAUCGCCAGCUAAACAACAACCUUUACUGAUCAGCAAUCAAGUGAUUCAAGAUUACUCUGAAAAUCGGGUCAAUACUCUUCAUCAAAAGAAUCUGUUACAUUUAGGUGAAGAUCGGUAUUUGACUACUUUGAUUCUCAAGCAUUUUCCUACAUACAAGACGAAGUUUACGGCGGACGCGGGCUGUCUUACGAAUGCUCCUGAUCGAUGGAGUAUAUUGUUAUCUCAACGUCGGCGAUGGAUCAAUUCGACUAUUCACAACCUGGGUGAAUUGAUGUUUUUACCUCAACUUUGUGGUUUCUGUUGUUUUUCAAUGCGAUUUGUUGUUAUCUUGGAUCUUCUCAGUACACUUACCAUGCCUGCUAUCGUAUGUUAUUUGAUUUAUCUGAUUUACCGCUUGGUCACAGACGCCAAUCAAGUACCCAUGAUCUCUAUCAUUACUCUUGGUGGUGUCUAUGGGUUACAAGCAAUCAUCUUUAUUCUACGUCGAAAGUGGGAACAUAUUGGAUGGAUGAUUGUUUAUAUUCUAGCUAUUCCACUCUUUUCAUUCUUUAUGCCGAUCUACUCCUUUUGGCAUUUUGAUGACUUUUCUUGGGGAAAUACUCGUGUAGUGGUUGGUGAAGGUGGACAAAAAAAAGCAAUGCCAGCAGAUGAAGGUCGAUUUGAUCCAAGAAGUAUCCCUCUCAAGAAAUGGAAAGAUCAUGAAAAUGAAAUUUGGGAAACUAAUUCGGUGGAAACCAAAAUUACUGAUAUCACAGCAACCUCAAGACGAUCUCAACAAUUACAACAACAGCAACAACAACAGAUGAUGGCAGCCAUGUCUAGUGGGAUUGCAAGUGGGAUAUAUUCAAUGGCGCCACCUCCUUCUCAUCAACUUCAAUCGGAUACAAACAGUAUGUUACGUUAUUCUCAAAGUCAACAAUUCUUCCGCCCAUCUUCCAUUUUACCUGGUAAUGUUUCCGUCUAUAGUGAACCGCACCAAAGUAUGAUGAUGUAUCCAACAACAACGGCACCUCUCGUGGCUCACAAUACAGCAUUUUAUCCAUCUUCACCAAUGAUGAACAAUCCAAGUCAAUUCAGCUACCAACAGCAACCGCCUUAUCCUCAUCAACAGCAUCAACCAUUAACAGCAAUGGAUAUCCCUGACGAAGAUAUACAACGUGAAGUGCAAAGGAUUACUACUACAGCAGAUUUGACAACCAUGACGAAGAAACAAGUUAGGGAAGAACUUGGCCGUCACUUUGGAAUGGACAUGACUCCAAGGAAAGAUUUUAUCAACCAUUGUAUAGAGGAGGCUCUUCGUUGUGUCUAAUCAGUUACAUACUUGUUUGUUUAUCAUCUCCUUUUUUUCUUUUGGUAGUAUUAGUUUAUUCUAGAUUAGUCUUAUUUUUAUCUUUUGUGUAUUCAUCUCUUAUAUCAUCUUUUUAAUAAAACAAAUAAAUACAUUUUUUUUUCUAUACAAGAAAAUCAUCUGUAGUUUUAUUAUUCAUGAGCAACUUGGUAUGGUGUUUUCUUUCUGAAUUUUGAGAACAAC
Halteromyces radiatus is the source of this 5576-nucleotide messenger RNA. RefSeq names its product chitin synthase-domain-containing protein. The coding region runs from base 348 to 5354 and encodes 1668 amino acids. Gene Ontology annotation, molecular function: chitin synthase activity; cytoskeletal motor activity; ATP binding. The record is from RefSeq and is a predicted model, not a curated record. Lineage: Eukaryota; Fungi; Mucoromycota; Mucoromycetes; Mucorales; Cunninghamellaceae. The transcript has 4 exons. Gene Ontology annotation, cellular component: myosin complex; cell periphery; cell septum.